This is a messenger RNA of Ascochyta rabiei, 1557 nucleotides long. RefSeq lists its product as uncharacterized. The transcript is spliced from 2 exons. Gene Ontology annotation, cellular component: mitochondrion; ribosome. Gene Ontology annotation, biological process: translation. NCBI's taxonomy places the organism in Eukaryota, Fungi, Ascomycota, Dothideomycetes, Pleosporales, Didymellaceae. Bases 1 to 1557 code for a protein of 518 amino acids. The record is from RefSeq and is a predicted model, not a curated record. Gene Ontology annotation, molecular function: RNA binding; structural constituent of ribosome.
AUGACCCAAUUAAUCGCAAGACCCGGCCGCAAUGCCGCCCGCCAGGCGAAAAAGGCAAAGGAGAUCCGGCACGUCAAGGGCGCCAUCGUCUGGCACGAGAAGCAGCGGCUGAAGCGCAAGCAGCUGAUGCGCGAGCAGUUCGAGGCCAAGCAGACGUGGAUGCAGCGCGAAAAAUGGGAGCGCGACAACAUCCUCGAGGUCAAGCGCAAGGCCCUGCGCAACGCCGCCGAGGACUGGAAACUGGGCCCGCUGCGGCCCAACCGCGCCGUCAACGUUGAGCAGGGCAAGUACGCCGUCGUCCAGCCCACCCAGGUCCAGAAGCCCGAGAUCCCCACAAAGGUCCAUGCCCGCCGCAACCUGCACAACGAGAAAAAGGGCCUCGCCCUCGAUUACCCCCUGGUCGUCGACGACAAGAAGUACUUCCCCAUUGUCAAGGGCGACCGCGUCGUCGUCCUCACGGGCAAGGACAAGGGCAGCAUCGGGACCGUGAUAGCCACCGUCCCCAGGACCCACGAGGUCAUCGUCCAGGGCGUCAACAUGGCAUACUACGACUCCAACGUCUUCAACACGGGCGACCAGGACAUCGGUCCCAGGCGCGAGAGCGAGAUGCCAUUGGCCAUGGACAACGUCCGUCUCGUCGUGCCCUACGCCUCGACAUCGUCCGGCCCCAGCGGCCAGAACAUCUACGAGGACGUCAUUGUCGACAACCUUGUCUUCGAGCGCCACACCACAGGCAUCGAUCCAUUCACAGGCACCGACUACGGCGACGCUGAGAUCCCCAAGGAGCACCAGUACGACCCUGAAACGGGUCUUCCGAUCUUCCACCGGUACAUCGCCGGCACACGCUACAGGAUCGCGUGGCCGUGGGAGACGGAGACAAAGGCAGCCGACAGCAGCGCCCCAGCGCCCAACAAGAAGGCUGCCCAGGGCUGGCUGUCCAAGACACUCGGCACCCUCCGCCACCCCAUCACAACCUUGCAGAGCUGGCGAAACCCUGCAAGCAACAAGAAGCCCAAGCGGGCACCCUCCACCCUUCCCCUCUCCGUCCAGGUCGAGAACAUCGAGCACAGCCAGCUCCGAAAGCAGCGCCGCGCCAUCCUCCGCAGCGAAGACCCCAAGCACAAGGAAGCCCACGACGCCGUCGACACAACACGCAACAUCGUCGAGGGCUCCGACUCGAUGAGCUACACACUUGUCGCGCCUCCUUUCCCCGACACGCUGGGCCAGGAGCUGCACGGCGACAUAGUAGAGCGCAACGCCAACGCACGCCACGACAGCGAAGCACCUUACAAGCCCAUCCACGCCAAGUACAUGAGCCCCAAGGCGCAGGCGGCGCAGGACUUUGCCCAGAAGAAGGCCAAGGCGGCCGAGCGCAUGAAGACACCCAUGCAGCUGCGAUGGGAGCAGGAGCAGGCUAAGAAGCAGGCAGCCAAGAAGGAGAGUCCGGCCGUGGACACGGACACGCUGCUCGCGGCACUGGGGCAGCACAUGUCUGCCAACGGCGUGAAGCUGACAUCAAAGAGGAGGGCAGCCAGUCAGGUCGAGGAGCUCGAUUAG